AUGUUCAAGCCCCUCGCCCUCGCUGCUGCCGUUGUUACGGCCGUCUCUGCCGCAGUCGUUCCUCGCGCGACCGUGGCGACUACUAUUGGCGCUGUCCAGACUGGCGGCUACGCCACCUACUACUACCAGUACGGCGGCUACGGCGCUUGCGGCAGCAUCAACCCCGACAGCGCGAUCAUCGUAGCUCUUCAGUCCCAGCGCUACGACUCUUCGCUCUGCGGUCAGACCGUGUCCAUCACGAACUCGAACAAUGGCAUCACUAUCCAAGCCACCAUUGCCGACAAUUGCCCCGGGUGCGGCGGUAACGCCAACUCGCUCGACCUCUCGGUCGGCGCGUGGACCGCCAUCGGCCGGUCUGAGGCGGACGGCUCGCAGGUGCCCAUCACCUGGACCCUCAUCAACUGA
Messenger RNA from Peniophora sp. CBMAI 1063, 405 nucleotides. The record is from the annotation of a GenBank genome assembly. NCBI's taxonomy places the organism in Eukaryota, Fungi, Basidiomycota, Agaricomycetes, Russulales, Peniophoraceae.